UAAACAGCUGAGAGUCAUAAGUAGCCCCGCCCACAUUGGUUCCACCUGUUCUCAUUUGAGUUUUUAAGACGUUUCUAAGGUUUUCUCUUGUUUCUCAUUGUGAAAAGCAAGAAGAAACAAAGUUGAUUCAUCGGGUUAGCUGAGAGUUGUUGUUUUUGGAUCACUUCCUGAAACCAUGGGACGAACUCAAAGGACCUCCUACCUCGCUGGUGUGCUGAUGUUAUGGCUGCUGUUCUUUAGGGAGAGUCAUGCAAGUGUAAAAUCUCCUCAUGGCUUUGAGUCGGACACAUGGGAUUCACGGAUUCCUGGCUUUGAUUUUAUGUCACAGCACCAGGUCUCUGCAGUCCAGCCUCAAGCUCCUCACUAUUCACCAGUUCAUUCUGAGACGCCUCUCCUGACAUUAGGGCCCAAAGCACCUCACAACCGGCCCAAGCAAAAAGACCAGGAUCAGAGGGAAGAAGAUCAACCAAUACUUCAACCCCAGACGCUCAGCUACCAGCUUAAAUCUCCUCCUUGGUCACCCAACUACAAAGAGGAUACUCGACCUGCCGGACCUGACCACCAGCACAGACCUCUGCCUCUGGGGUAUAGCUACCCUCAAAAACCUGGGAACCAGGUAUAUGGUCAUCAGCAAAGACCUCAGUCUCAAUAUCGCGGUUACCUCAAGGUAUCUCACCCAGAGGUACCAAGCCGCCAACAGAGACCUCAGAUUCGAGAUCAUGGCUAUUCCCAGAAACCUAAUUCCCUGGGUCUGAAUCAGCAACAGAGAACCCGGCCUGGGGUUUUUAGUUAUGCCCCCAAAUCUAACCUUGAGGUUCCAAAUCAACACCAGAGAACCAAAUCUCAGAGUCAAAGUUACUUCCUGAAAGGACCAUCUGAGGUACCAGUCCAGCAGAGACCUCAUGCUUACCUCCAGAAACCACAACCUGAGGCACCACCUCAUCAGCAGAGAUCUCCCAGUUACCUCCAGAAACCACAACCUGAGGCACCACCUCAUCAGCAGAGAUCUCCCAGUUACCUUCAGAAACCUCAACCUGAGGUACCAGCCCAGCAGAGACAUCCCAGUUACCUUCAGAAACCUCAACCUGAGGUACCAGCCCAGCAGAGACAUCCCAGUUAUCUACAGAAACCUCGACCUGAGAUACCAGCUCAGCAGAGACCUCAUGCUUACCUCCAGAAACCACAGCCACAGAUGCCAGAUCAGCAGAGACCUCAUGGAUACCUCAAGAAACCACAACCUGAAGCACCACCUCAUCAGCAGAGACCUCACAGUUACCUCCGGAAACCUCAACCCGAGGUACCAACCCAGCAGAGACCUCACAGUUACCUCCAGAAAAGACAACCUGAGGUUCAACUCCAGCAGAGAUCUCACGAAUAUCCCCGAAAACCUCAAGUUGAGAGACAAGCCCAUCAGAGAUCAAAUAAACCUCAACCUGAGGGACCACCCCAUCAGAGACCUUACAGUUACCCCCAGAAAGUACCACCUGAGGGAUCAACCCCUCAGCAGCGACCUCACGAUUAUCUCAGAAAAAGACAACCUGAGGAACCAGCCCAACGGAGACCUCACGAUUACCUAAAGAAACCUCAACCUGUGGUGCCAGCCCAUCAGCAGAGACCUAAUGGUUACGCCCAGAAACCUCAGCAAGAGAUGCCAUCUAAUCAGCAGAGCCUUCAACCCAUCAGCGAUGUCUAUUUCCAGAAACCUAGGCCUGAGAAGCCAAGUACUCAACAGAGACGACCUCAAGUCCACGGCUCUACUGAGAAACUUGAGGCCCAAGUAUUGAGGCAGCAAAAGAGACCUAAUUACCAAAGCUUUGGUUACUCUGAGACACCUCUGCCCAGAGUACUAAACUACCAGCUGGAGCCUCAAACUCGUGGUUAUUCACUUAAACCUGAGGCUCAGGUUGUUAAAUAUCAACAGAGAACCCAUGUCCAGAGUCAUGGCGACCACAAUAAACCUCAGCCUGAGGAACCAAGUCCCCAUAGAAGACCUCAGGGGCAGAGCAACCAACAAAUUAUCCCAUCCUAUGGCUCUCAAUUCCUGUUGUCUCACUACUUUCAGAAAUCUGUUCCUCAGACAUCAAGUAACCAACAAGAGUCUCAACAGGGUGGACUUGGUCAUCAACUGAAUUCUCCCUCACUGCCUCCAAGCAACCAACAGAGACCUUGGCUCCACAAGUAUCCUGUCCAGGAACCCGGUUAUCAGCAGAAUCCUCUGAGCUUCAGACACAAACUAAGUUCUGAGACUGCAUUGUCAGACCUUCAGCAGAACCCCCCUUAUCUCCAGAGACCGACCUACCUGGAGCCACUUCGAGGAGGCAGGUCAAAGCAGCAGAAGUCUAGUAACAAGCAGGACAUUCAGUCAGAGAAGUCAAGCCACCAGACGAGGCCUCUCCUGCAGGGCAGCAGCUCUGUGGAAGGUUCUCGGCCCCAAAUGCCUUUUCCACCGGGACUUCAGGCCCAAGCAACAGCUCGACAGAAACCUCAGCCCCAAGAGGAGCAGAGGGAAGGGUCAAGGCCCCAACUCCUGAUCCCUCAGCAGAGAUUCUCACCUCAAAUGCUUGCCCAUCGACAGGGCUCGGUGGCUCAACAGCAGGUACCCGAACCCCACCCUCUACCGCCACAGGGGCCUCAAGCAUCAGAGCACAGGCAUGGCCCUUGGCUCUGGGCUUCAAGAUACGCCAUGUUUGGUUCUCCUGGCUCCAGCCGCAAUGAGGAAUGAAAACGGGUCAAAGUGACCCCGACUCCCUUUGCAGAAGACGUAGAUGACGAUUAACUUUUUUUUUUUUUCUUUUUUCCACACAUUCCUUUUGGAAUUUCAUCCAGGUAUUUUGUAGUUGAAUUAAAAGGGUUAUGAAGCCUA
Molecule: messenger RNA, 2863 nt
Organism: Oryzias melastigma (Indian medaka)
Lineage: Eukaryota; Metazoa; Chordata; Actinopteri; Beloniformes; Adrianichthyidae
Product: putative mediator of RNA polymerase II transcription subunit 12
Exons: 4
Coding region: 176-2722 (848 amino acids)
Source: RefSeq, a predicted model, not a curated record